UAUGUUGUUAGGCUCAAAUGGACAUAGGAGUUGAAGUAUAACACAAAUAACACACUUCAACACUUAUACCAACAAACCCAUAUGUAGCUAUACAGGAGGAGGUUCAAGAUGUAUGUAAGAAUACAUGCGAUGCUGAAGACCUAGCUGAUCUGUAGCCCCAUCCCUUCAGCCUCACUAAUAUUGACACCAUGGUGAAGUUGACACUCGACCUCAUUGCCAGGGGCACCUCUGGGUAUACAAAAAAGAAGCGUGAUGAAUCUAUGCAACAGUAUCUCAAACGACUGACACAUUUGUAUUUGGAAGACAGAAGCAUUGAUGAUGUGGGAGACGAUAUCGGCAUGUGCCGCAAUCUGACAGUAUUAUAUUUGUAUGACAACCAGUUGAACAGGAUACCCUCCCUACAUCACAACAUGAACCUGACCAUGUUGUACCUACAAAAUAAUGAUAUCUGUAAAGUAGAAAACCUUGCCCCACUGACUCGUCUCCAGAAAUUGUACUUGGGAGGUAAUUGUAUAACUGUUUUAGAAGGCCUAGACAAAAUGGACAAACUUCAGGAACUUCAUGUUGAAAACCAAAGGCUACCUCCAGGAGAGAAACUGUUGUUUGACCCAAGGUCUUUAAGAGGAAUAGCUUUGUCGCUACAGGUGCUCAACGUGUCCGGUAACGGACUGGAUAGUAUCCGCGACAUGAUUGGUCUGAGGAACGUUUCCCAGUUUAUGGCCAAUGACAAUGAGUUAAGUGACAUGAAGGACCUGGCACACAACUUCGGUAACUGGCCUGUGUUAUGGCGGCUAGAACUGAUGGGAAACCCUGUAUGCCACAAGGCAAAGUACAGAGACAGGAUCAUUGUGAUGGCAAAAACUCUGGAGGUACUAGAUGGAAAAGAAAUAACUGAAACAUCAAGACAGUUUCUUAGAAAAUGGCACGCAAAUAAAGAAACACAGAAAAAGAAACGAGAUGAAAUUUAUCAGAGAAGCGCGUACACAGACUUGGGAGAUGGUCAUCAAAGAUCGUCGGAGUUACCUCCGGUAAAGGAUCCUACCCGCCCUGUGAAAAGCAGUCAGAUCCCAGGCUACAUGAUGCCAGGACUCAUGAUGAAAGGUUUUGAAGCCCGUAGGUCUGCUAAGAAGCAUAGAAGCGGACUCCCUAGGAAACAGUUUGACGAGUUAUUGGCCCGAACGGCCACCAUGGAGCCUCCCUCAAGGGAGAAACAGCCAACCCCAGUGAAAGCUAAGAGUGGGGUUCUUAGAUCAAAACAAGCUGACGAGUUUGCAACACUACCACCUUCCUCUUCAACAGUGGCCUCAGCACCACUCAGGCGACGCCCACUUAUGAGUAUGACCUUUGAACUGUCUGGAAACCUGGACAGCACCCAACACAUACACUCCGGGAUGAUCAUACACUGACAUAAAUUGACUUCAGAGGUCUCACACGUUAAACACCAAUAUCAUGGCCACAGAAUGAGGAUGUGUGAAUUAAGUGUUCUGUUUCAUACGCAGAGUGUUUGACGCCAGAAAUCAGCUGUUGGGUGUUUUAUACAGCAAUCAUAUGACGCUUAAGUAAACCUUUUGAAGGGUGCUUGAUCUUCUCAAUAUUGUCUCAAUAAAUAGUGACUUUGUACUGGAAUCAAUGCUGACCUUUUCGGGAGACUGAAUACUUUAAUCAUAGCUUGUAGACCUUGACCUUUGACCUAAUUGCUGGCCUGACAAUGUACAGGGUGCCAUAUGCAUAUAUAUACCUGAUACAUGAACUGGAAGGAAUAGCUGUCUUUAACAGAAGACCAAUGUUCUAAGAAGGUGUUCCGAGCAAACGACACACCAAGGUUCCUGGAACAAUAUGACACACUGAGAUUCCAAGAAUGCUGUUUGUCAUCUGCACUUUUCACUGCAGACUCAGCAAUCUCAAUGAUAUAUUAAGUAAAUCACUUGACCAGGUAAUCUGGUGGUGUCUUUACUGGAAAAAACUUGUGAACUGACGUAUUUUUAACACAAUUCUACUGAAGAAUUUGUUUUGUCUGUUCUCACCACCAGUAGAAAAUGUAUUACAGUCUCUGUAUGCUUUGGAAUUAUAGAUUGAAUAGGGUUUUUACAAUAAUAAAUGAUAUUUUAUCUUCCAAACAGUUGUAUACAUUGUUCAGCAUAUCUCAGAGGGCACACUCUAGACCUCUUGGUCAACUGGGGCUGAAGACAUUUUACUUUUUUGUUCUUGUGUGAUUUUAAUUGACCUGUAAAUUAUCUGAUGAUUUAAAAGUCAUUUAUCUACAAAAUCUUGUUAAGUGCAAUUUUGUUUGUUAGUAAGUUAUGAAUAACAAUAUAUAUACCAUAUAGUAUAGGAGAAUUAUUUUCUCAGAACACAAAGUAAAAUUCACCGUUUGAUACCAGUUCUUCAGUAUCUAUUUUUGUACACUUUUUGUCUCAUUUUCAUUGACGGCUUGGCUCAGUACAACCCUAUCAGUAUUACAGUGUUAACAGCGAUGUCUAUACACAUUACAAUAUUAACUCAUAUACCCCUGAAGACACAUUUGAACUCUUUCCAAUUCAAUGGUUGGAAUAGUUCAUUAUGAAAUUUCAGGGAUGGAUGAGUUAACUAUUUAUAUUUGUCUACACAUUACAAUGUAUUAUGUGGUACAGUACCCUAGUUAUAACCAGACAAUUCAGUCUAUGAAAAUAAAAUCUGAACAACUAUUUUUUAGAAACUUAUUAUUAAGCUACUUAGUUUUAAGCGGUGUCCAGAUUAACAAGGUGUUCUGGAUGUUAGUGUCUGGAUAAACACAAUCCCACUGUGUUGUCUCUCCGUCCCGUGUAGAUAAAUAGUUUGGGUAAAGGUGCUAUACCAUUAUACCGUCCACUUCCUGUUUAUAUAAUCAAUGUAACUUUUGAGUGUUAAUAUAUUGUUUGUUAAAAUCUCUGUGAUAUCAAUUAAAUUAUUCCUUUCAUAUUGUUUAAGUGUGCUUGUAUUUUCCAACUGGCUAGAAUUCAUCGAUUAACAAAUUUUUCAAUGAACUUGCUGCAAGCAUUGCUAAAGAAUGUCUUGUCAGUCCAGUAUUUUUACACAAUAGGCCUACGUGUAGAUGUUGCUUAUUAGCUAACUCUCAUUGCCUGUAAUUUUUAUCAGUCAGGACCAUCUACAAAUAAUUCAUAGGUCCGGAACAAAAAUAUGUAUAUGUAUCUGGUAUAUGCGACUGAUGGUAAUAUUUUUCAAUGUAUUUAAUGAGAAUGUCAGUAUUAAGUCAGUAUUUGAUUUAUAAAACUGUGUUGUCACUUGGAUAAGUGAGUGUCAGUUUGUGUGAGAGUGAGUGUGGAUAGGUGAGUGUCAGUUUGUAUGAGAGUGAGUGUCAGUUUGUGUGAGAAUGAUUGUGGAUAGGUGAGUGUCAGUUUGUGUGAGAGUGAGUGUGGACAGGUGAGUGUCAGUUUGUGUGAGAGUGAGUGUCAGUUUGUGUGAGAAUUAUUGUGGAUAGGCGAGUGUCAGUUUGUGUGAGAAUGAUUGUGGAUAGGUGAGUGUCAGUUUGUGUGAGAGUGAGUGUGGAUAGAUGAGUGUCAGUUUGUGUGAGAGUGAGUGCGGAUAAUGAUUGUGGAUAGGUGAAUGUCAGUUUGUGUGAGAGUGAGUGUGGACAGGUGAGUGUCAGUUUGUGU
Molecule: messenger RNA, 3632 nt
Organism: Mizuhopecten yessoensis (Yesso scallop)
Lineage: Eukaryota; Metazoa; Mollusca; Bivalvia; Pectinida; Pectinidae
Product: protein phosphatase 1 regulatory subunit 42-like
Exons: 11
Coding region: 189-1406 (405 amino acids)
Molecular function (GO): protein binding
Source: RefSeq, a predicted model, not a curated record